AUGGGGGAGCGGCGGGCGGCGUCCCGGAGGCGGAGCCGGAAGUUUCUCUGCGGUCCGUGGAGCUGCGGCGGCUGUUCGGCGGCGUCGGGGGCCUGCCGGUGCUACAGCAGCAGCGGGGGCUGCUGCGGCGGCGGAGGAGGCGGCGGCGGCGGCUUCUGGCCGCGGCCGCCGACGCCCCGGCUCCCGUGUCUCCAUGGUAGCGUGGGCAGCUACCGCCGCCUCAUCCACGGCUUCGAGGACGUGCUGAGGCGGAGGCUCCGGGGUCAUCUCCGAACCUCACGAUUGUCCCCAUCGAUUAAGAGCGGAAUAAUCAUCACAACUCAGAAACCCUCCACGCAAGAGUGCGACACGCUAUCUCAGAGGCACAAGCAGAAAAUGAAAGGGGAUACCGUGAAUGUGCGCCGCAGUGUCCGAGUAAAAACUAAAGUCCCCUGGAUGCCCCCAGGCAAAACAUCUUGCAGAGAAUCAUCGUACAAGUGGGAGGGACCGACCCAUCGCCUGGAAAUCACCCCUCCAGAUUCCGACAAGCUGCUGUCUGUGCUUCGCUUGAGCGACCUCUCCACCGACGAGGAGGACGCCAUUCACUGCAAGAUGAACAAAUACGAGAAGAAGAUCGACAGCUUACUCAAUGUCGUGGGAACAUUGAAAAACGAGGUCAAGUGUCAGCCAAAGAUUGUUGGGACGGGCUGUGUGGCCAAGCGUCUUCUGGAAGAGCAGAAGGACGAGUUGGACGAGGUCACCCAAGAGCUGGUGGAGACGGAACACGAGAACACCGUCCUCCGUCGCAAUAUUGAAAGGAUGAAGGAGGAGAAAGAUCUCAGCAUACUCCAGAAACGGCAUCUGUUGCACGAGAAGGAGUGUUUGAUGUCCAAACUGGUGGAGGCCGAGCUGGACGGGGCAGCCGCCUCGAAACAGAUCCAGGCCUUGAAGGACGUGAUUGGGAAGCUGAAAACGGAGAAAAAUAUGACCGUUUCGGACAUCAGCACCCUGACUAGGCAGAAGGAGUUGUUGCUGCAGAAGCUGAGCACUUUCGAAGACACCAACCGGACUCUUCGCGAUUUGCUCAGAGAGCAACACAGCCGGGAGAAAGAUUCACAAAAGUUGACAGAACAGCAAGCUACCCUGAUGAAGCGGCUAACUGACUCCGAUACAGAGAAGGCGCAAUUGGUCAAGAAACUACAGGAUAAAGAGAAGGAAGUGGAUGAUUUAUUGAUUCAGAUACAGACCGAAAAGGACCAAGCCAAGACGGCCGCCGAACUGUCGAAGUCAAUGGAAGCUGUGCGGGGUCACUUACAAGCACAACUGCGGAAUAAGGAAGCCGAGAAUCACCGCCUGGGUAUCCAGAUCCGGAAUCUGGAGCGGGUAGCAGCUCAGCACAAGGCCGAAGUGGAGAACAUCAUGGAACAGUUGAAGGAGCUGAAGGCCAAAGGAGAUCGGGACAAGGACGCCCUGAAGAAAGCCAUCAAGGCGCAGAAGGAACGCGCAGAACGGGCUGAGGAGUUUGCCGAUCAACUGAACGUCCAGUUAGCUGAAAAGGACGCCUACGUGGCCGAAGCGCUGUCCACCCUAGAAUCCUGGCGGAAUCGUUACAACCAAGUUGUGAAAGACAAAAGUGACCUGGAGGUGGAGAUUGUGAUGCUGAACAGCCGAAUUUCUGAACUGCUGGAACAGCAGAACGCCAUGGAAGACAAAAUGCGCGAAGACCGAGAUGCCUUGGUGGAUAAACUCCACAAGCAGGUCACCGAGAGCACCGCUGUCAAAUUGGAGAACGAGAGGCUGAAGACCAGCAUGAUUCCAGUGGAGGAGCGGCUGAACCAGGCUCAACAGGAAGUGUCGAAAUUGAAGGCUUCCCUCAAGAACUACGAAGGCCUGAUUGAAACCUACAAGAAUCAGGUGGUGAAAACCCGAAUGGAAGCCGAUGAGGUGACAGUGAAAUUGGAGCUCUGUGACAAGGAGAACAAAGCCCUGAAGGAAGAAAUGGCGAAGGAGAUUGAAAAUGCUCGCAAGCAGUUCCAGAGCCAAGUUGCCGAGCUGGAGAAACUUCCUGAGAUCUUAAAGAUCACCGAGACCAAGCUGGCUGAGUGUCAGGAGCAGCUUAAGAGUUAUGAGAAGAAAAAUAUGGAUCUGUCUGCCAUGAUUACAGACCUCCGUCAGCGGAUUGAGCUUCAGGGGGACAAGAUGGAAUUGACGAGGGAAAAAUAUCAGUCAGCCCAGGAAGAGAAUAAGCAGCUGACUCUCAAGUUGGAGGAGAUGGAGAGGAAACUUGAAGCGACAAGUGGGCAGAACGUAGAAUUUCUCCAGAUCAUUGCCAAAAGGGAAGAGUCCAUCCACCAGGCUCAGCUCCGGUUGGAGGAGAAGACCAGGGAGUGUGGGUCCUUGGCACGCCAGCUGGAGAUGGCCAUUGAUGACGCCAAGAAGCAGUUGGAGCAAACAAGGGAUCGUGCGGCAGUAAGAGAGAGGACCGCCCAGUCAAAGAUGCUGGACUUGGAAACUCAGCUGAGCAAGACAAAGACAGAGCUGAAUCAGCUACGACGCGGUAAAGAUGAUGCCGAGCGCCGGUUUCAAAGCCGCCUGCAGGACCUGAAAGAUCGGCUAGAACAGUCGGAAAGCACCAACCGCAGCAUGCAGAACUACGUGCAGUUCCUCAAGUCUUCGUACGCCAACGUCUUCGGAGACAGCAUCUUGUCCAGUUCCCCCAUUCGUCCCCGGUCUCCUCUGUAGCCAUUCCUUGGUGCUCUCCGCCCCGGGCUCAAGACGGAGGGAGGAGGCACCUAACCAGCUACCAAGCCAUAAUCUGAUUCUGGAACUAUGUCUCUCAGAAUCUACUUCCUACUGUUGGAAAAAGGGAGGUGCCUUGCAGAGGAGGGGGCAAGCCUGUUCCCCCCCCCCAAGCGUUGCCAAGACUUCUAGUGCCUUAACCCAGCUUACGUCAUUUUGCAGUAACCCUGCAUGGUUUUUAAUCAACUUUUUUAAAAAAAAAUCUUUUCCAAAGUUUUGUAUUAAUGUUUGGGAAUUGCUUUAUUCGACGAUCCCUGCGGUUUCAAAGAUCAUGUGCGAAACCAAGUGGGAUUGUUUAUUUGUCAAGUUGUUAGCAAUUGUGUGUGGUUUUCUUCCUGGAACCAGGUGUGUGUAGGUCUGCGUGUUGUGUGAUAAAAUAAUUUUUUUUAACCCAAUGCUAUUUCAUACGAGUGAUACUAUCACUGCGCAUGUGGAACCACAGUUACGAGAGAAUAUAUAUGUGUGUGUAUGUAAGAUAUCCUGUUUUUAUGGCACAAUUCUUAACUUUUAUUUUGAUUUAUUUUGUAGGAAUGGCUAGGUUCUGCAUUUAGUACAUUUUCUUUCAUCUAAAGCAAUGAUUAUUCUCUUGGUUAAAUAUCACUCUGAUCAGUUUUUCUCCAAUUGAGUGGGCGGGUGAAAUUGCAAAUGUUCAGGAUAAUAUCUUAAAUUUUACUCUAUUAACCAGGAAAUUUCAAUUCUGGAGCAGGUUUCACUUUUUCCUUGAUUACAUUAGAGAAACUCACUUGCUUUGCAGAAUGUAAAACAUGGUGUUUCCACCAUGUUUUAUGCUUUGAUCACAUUUUGUUCUUUGUUGUGUGUGGGGGGAGGGUGCAAGGAAUCAACCAACGGAGGCAACGCUGAUUUUUAAUAUUUAUGUGUGAGACCAUAACAUUGCCUUGAAAAGUUUUAAAAGAUUCAUAUUAAACGUGUGACUUUUUUUAAAAUGUGAAAAGAUACUAUGACAAAG
Molecule: messenger RNA, 3745 nt
Organism: Protobothrops mucrosquamatus (brown spotted pit viper)
Lineage: Eukaryota; Metazoa; Chordata; Lepidosauria; Squamata; Viperidae
Gene: ODF2
Product: outer dense fiber of sperm tails 2
Exons: 20
Coding region: 1-2721 (906 amino acids)
Biological process (GO): regulation of cilium assembly
Cellular component (GO): centrosome
Source: RefSeq, a predicted model, not a curated record